CAUGUCUGUCGUUGCACCGAUCUGACGGUCCCGCUCUCCUCAGACGGUCAGGUGUUCGUGUGGGGGGAGAACGCCAGCGGUCAGCUGGGAUUAGGGAAGGGAGAGCCGAGCACUCGGUCCCCGCAGCCUCUCAAAUCUUUGGGUGGGAUUCCACUGGCUCAGAUCAGCGCUGGAGGAGAUCACAGCUUCGCUCUGUCCCUCUCUGGAGCCGUGUUCGGCUGGGGGAAGAACAGCGCCGGGCAGCUGGGACUCAAUGAUGAACUAGAUCGGGCCGUUCCCUGCCAUAUUAAGUUUCUGAGGUCACAGAAAGUCGUCUUCAUCAGCUGUGGAGAGGAACAUACCGCUGCAUUAACUAAGGAAGGAGGUCUGUUCACAUUUGGAAACGGUUUGAGAGGACAGCUGGGCCACGACUCCACACACAGCGAGCCUCUUCCACGCCGAGUCAUGGAGCUCAUGGGUACUGAGGUGUCUCAGAUCGCCUGUGGACGGCAUCACACCCUGGCCUUCGUGCCCUCCACAGGUCUGCUGUACGCAUUCGGCUGCAACGCCCAGGGGCAGCUGGGCACCGGCCUCAUAGGAAACUCCAAGAGCCCACUUCCUGUCCGCAACAACCAUCCCCUGUGCACUGGAAAUACACACACAAAAGCAGAACGCUACUACAUCAGUAAAAUUCACAGCGGAGGCGAUCACAAUUUCCUCUUGUUGUCUAACAAGGAGAGAACGUGUUGUCCCGAGGAUUUUCGCAUUAUGAAUACCACCAAGAGCAUCACGCUGAUUAAUUCUGAGAGUCUGGACAGCUGGAGGAUAAAACUCCACGACAACUGCGAUUCAAGCAUCACAAA
This is a messenger RNA of Triplophysa rosa, 842 nucleotides long. Its product is annotated as probable E3 ubiquitin-protein ligase HERC3. The transcript is spliced from 6 exons. Gene Ontology annotation, cellular component: cytosol. Gene Ontology annotation, molecular function: ubiquitin protein ligase activity. The record is from RefSeq and is a predicted model, not a curated record. Lineage: Eukaryota; Metazoa; Chordata; Actinopteri; Cypriniformes; Nemacheilidae. The annotation marks the transcript as partial. Gene Ontology annotation, biological process: protein ubiquitination; ubiquitin-dependent protein catabolic process.